CCCGCCCCUCUGCAGAGAGAACGGGAGCUCCAUUCAAACACACCAAACUCCGCGCCCCGCGAUGCGACAGUCGCUGUAGAAGAAGAGAAAGGCGGCAGAAACAACAGAAGAAGCAGAAACACACACUUUACCUCAAAAAACAAACAGGCGAAACAGACAAACGCGCAGCUAACAAACAGCCAUCCAGUCAGUCGGCAGCCGGAACACACACACUGAGCUCAGUCUUCUAGCAGGAGGCUAACGGCUAACACCACCGACAUGGCGAGCGCCUCGUACCACAUCUCCAACCUGCUGGAGAAAAUGACUUCCAGCGACAAGGAUUUCAGGUUUAUGGCCACUAAUGACUUGAUGACGGAGCUACAAAAAGAUUCGAUCAAAUUGGAUGAUGACAGUGAGAGGAAGGUGGUGAGGAUGAUUCUCAAACUGCUGGAGGACAAAAAUGGAGAAGUUCAGAACCUGGCUGUCAAAUGCCUUGGGCCACUGGUCAGUAAGGUGAAAGAGUACCAGGUGGAGACAAUCGUGGACACUCUGUGCACCAACAUGCUUUCGGACAAAGAGCAGCUCAGAGAUAUUUCAUCCAUCGGACUCAAAACUGUGAUUGGAGAGUUACCACCCGCCUCCAGUGGCUCUGCUCUAGCUGCCAGUGUGUGUAAGAAGAUAACCGGCCGUCUGACGAGUGCCAUUGCCAAACAGGAAGACGUCUCAGUCCAAUUGGAGGCUCUCGACAUCAUGGCCGAUAUGCUCUGCAGACAGGGGGGUCUCUUGGUCAAUUUCCAUCCCUCCAUCCUGAGUUGUCUGCUGCCUCAGCUUACCUCCCCCAGACUGGCUGUCAGAAAGAGGACCAUCAUGGCUCUGGGUCACCUGGUGAUGUCCUGUGGGAACUUGGUCUUCAUCGAUCUGAUUGAGCACCUUUUGACUGAGCUGGGGAGGAAUGACAACAUGUCGACCACCAGGACCUACAUCCAGUGCACAGCUGCCAUCAGCAGACAGGCUGGACACAGGAUCGGGGAGUAUCUGGAGAAGAUUAUCCCACUGGUUGUAAAGUUUUGUAAUGUUGACGAUGAUGAGCUCAGAGAGUACUGCAUCCAGGCCUUCGAGUCCUUCGUAAGGAGGUGUCCUAAAGAAGUUUACCAACACGUUCCCACGAUCAUUUCUAUCUGCCUGCGCUACCUGACCUAUGACCCCAACUACAACUUUGAUGACGAGGACGAGGAUGACAAUGCUAUGGACGCCGAGCAGAACGAUGAAGAUUACCAAGGCAGCGACGAUGAGUACAGUGACGAUGACGACAUGAGCUGGAAGGUCAGGCGGGCGGCAGCCAAGUGUUUGGAUGCUGUUGUUUCGACUCGUCAUGAGAUGCUCCCUGAGUUUUAUCGCUCUGUUUCUCCUGCACUCGUCUGUCGCUUCAAGGAAAGAGAGGAGAAUGUGAAGGCGGAUGUUUUCCAUGCAUACCUGUCACUGCUAAAACAGACCAGGCCAGCUCAGAGCUGGUUGGCUGAUCCAGAUGCCAUGGAGCAGGGAGACACACCUCUGACCAUGCUGCAGAGCCAGGUUCCUAUGAUUGUAAAAGCACUUCACAAGCAACUGAAGGAGAAAAGUGUCAAAACACGUCAGUGUUGUUUCAACAUGCUGACUGAGCUGGUAAAUGUCCUGCCAGGAGCCCUGACUCAGCACAUCCCAGUACUAAUACCAGGUAUCAUCUUCUCCUUGAACGAUAAGUCAAGCAGCUCUAAUUUGAAAAUUGACGCCUUGGCAUGUCUCCACGUCAUCAUGGUAACACACCCCGCCCAUGCCUUCCAUGCCCAUGUCCCUGCUCUUGUCCCUCCGGUGGUGGCGUGUGUGGGGGACCCCUUUUACAAGAUAACCUCAGAGGCUCUGCUCGUCACCCAGCAGCUUGUUAAGGUGAUCCGACCUCUGGACAACCAAUCAGAAGGCUCAGACAGCUUCGACCCUUCGCCUUACAUCAACGACCUGUUCACCUGCACAAUCAGACGCUUGAAAGCUGCUGAUAUAGACCAGGAGGUUAAAGAACGAGCCAUCUCCUGUAUGGGCCAGAUCAUCUGUAACCUAGGUGACCGCUUGCCUACUGAGCUUCCUGGAACAUUGCUGAUCUUCUUAGAACGCCUCAAGAAUGAGAUCACAAGGCUGACGACCGUGAAAGCUCUCACAAUGAUUGCCGGCUCUCCACUAAAAAUCGAUCUGAGGCCAGUUCUACCUGAUGCUGUUCCCAUCCUCGCCUCCUUCCUCCGGAAAAACCAGAGAGCUCUAAAGCUUUGCACACUGGCUGCUUUGGACAUCCUGCUCAGAAACUACAGCUCGGCUGUGACUCCAGUCAUGGUGGAUGCUGUCCUGGCUGAGCUCCCGCCUCUGAUCUCAGAGAGUGACAUGCAUGUGUCUCAGAUGGCGCUGAGCUUCCUGUCCACACUGGCGGUGACACAUCCGUCCUCACUAGGUCAACUGAGUGGUGGGAACAUUCUGCAGCAGCUCAUUGCAUUGGUUCGAUCCCCACUGCUGCAAGGAGGAGCCCUCGCUGCCAUGCUCGACUUCUACCAGGCACUGGUGGCCACAGACACUCCUGGUCUGGGCUACAUGGACCUGUUGAGGAUGCUGACUGGUCGUUACUCCCAGAGUGCGGCUCUGCCUCAUAAACAGGCCUACUGCUCCAUCGCCAAAUGUGUGGCUGCUCUGACCCGAGCCUGUCCCACUGAAGGACCUGCUGUGGUUGGACAGUUUAUCCAGGACGUGAAGAACAGCCGCUCGACAGACUCUAUCAGAUUGCUUGCUCUACUGUCAUUGGGAGAGGUGGGGCACCAUGUGGACCUCAGCAGCCAACCAGAGCUGAAGACAGUUAUCCUGGAUGCCUUCUCAUCCUCCAGUGAAGAGGUGAAGUCAGCAGCCUCCUACGCAUUGGGUAGCAUCGCAGUGGGGAACCUUCCAGAAUAUCUGCCCUUCGUUCUGCAGGAGAUCUCCUCCUCUAAGAGACAGUACCUGCUGCUGCAUUCACUCAAAGAGAUCAUCAGUUCAGCUUCGGUAUCCGGUCUGAAGCCAUAUGUGGAGUCAGUGUGGUCUCUGCUGCUCAAACACUGUGAGUGUCAGGAAGAAGGAACCAGAAAUGUUGUGGCCGAGUGUCUGGGCAAACUGACACUGAUCGACCCUGAAACCUUACUGCCACGCCUCAAAGGAUACCAUGCUGUCAGUUCGUCGUACGCCAGGAGCUCCGGUACGGCAGUAAAAUUCACCAUCUCUGAUCAGCCACCGCCCAUCGACCCACUACUGAAGAAACUGCAUAGUACAUGAUGAUGUAUUUGUUCAGGUGAUUUCCUGAAGACAUUGGAGGACCCAGACCUGAACGUACGUCGUGUUGCCUUGGUAACAUUUAACUCAGCAGCCCACAAUAAACCCAGUCUGAUCCGAGAGCUGCUGGACUCAGUUUUACCACAACUGUACAAUGAAACUAAAGUCAGGAAGGAGCUGAUCCGAGAGGUGGAGAUGGGUCCAUUCAAACACACAGUGGAUGAUGGCUUAGACUUGCGGAAGGCUGCAUUCGAGUGCAUGUACACUCUGCUGGACAGCUGCCUGGACCGGUUAGACAUCUUCACCUUCCUUAACCACGUAGAGGAUGGUCUGAAGGACCAUUACGACAUCAAGAUGCUGACGUUCCUGAUGCUGGCUAGACUGUCAUCUCUGUGUCCCAGUGCAGUUCUACAGAGACUGGACAGACUGGUGGAACCGCUGAGAGCCACCUGCACCACUAAGGUACAUGCAUAUAGUUUGCAAAACUCGGUGAAACAAGAAUUCGAGAAGCAGGAUGAGUUGAAGCGGUCUGCGAUGCGAGCCGUCGUUGCACUGCUAACAAUCCCAGAGGCUGAGAAGUCGCCACUGAUGUCAGAGUUCCAGUCCCAGAUCUCAUCCAAUCAGGAGUUGGCGGCCAUCUUCGACUCCAUCCAGAGGGACUCCAGCUCUGCCAAUAUGGAAUCCAUGGACAACCAGCUAAAAGACGACAUAUUCCCAUGAUGCAACAUGGCACCACCCCGCUGCUGGAGCGCUAACCCUGCAGCAUGUUUCCAUGACAACAGGAUUCAGACACACACAUUCACACAGACAUACACACUUGUAGUGACACACCCUCUCUUAGCGAUCGAUUGUCCAUGAUGCAUUACACUGAAAUCAGCUGUUGGGAAAGAAAGGAAGAAGACUGAUGUACGGCUCACACACACGGACAAAAAGAACAAAAAACAAAGAACAAAAAGAGAAAAAAAAAGAAAUUCCAGAAAAAAGUUCAUUCUGAGGCUUGGAAACUCCUCCCACUUCCUGUUUGUUUUUAGUGAGGUCAUCUGGUUAGUUGAUCUCUCUGUUCAUCAUCAUUCUUCUUUUUGUUCUUUUUGUAAUUCCAGAAAGUUCCCACAGGUACUGUACUGUAACCUGAUUGGCCGCGCUGAGUGACUGACAGUUAGCGUGUUAUCAAAACUGACCAAUGGGAAAACGGCCUUCCUGCCUGAGGCUGUGGUGACCAAUGGGAGAAGGGCUCGCUCUGUUUUGCGAAAGAUGUAGGCAACCAAUAGGAUGCUUGGGGGUCAAUGACGGUGGUGGCGGGGUUUAACUGUUUGUGGACCAAUCAGCUUCUUUAUUUCCCCCUGAUUCAAUAGACCUGCCCUCAACCCCUUCACUCCCAGGAAGGAAGAAGGAAAGAGGAAAGGAGAGAUUAUUGGACCAGGUAUCUUCUGACCAGACCCAACUGAACAGUCCUGUAAAGCUGUGUUACUGUUACCAUGGUAACACAUGGCAUGAAUGUCACCUAGAAAUCCAUGUUGGGAGUCACACUAUUCUGACUAGUAUUUGUUCCAGUCAGCCAGGACCUGAUCAUUCCAGUAAAGUUUGGUGAACGGUGGUCCAUGUUUGGAUGGGUCCAUUGAAAUGGGGGUUAAGUCUGGUUUAGUCUGGUCUGGUCAGGACAUUCCACUGUUGUUUAUCGCCCAAGGAAAAUAAAAAGGUCCAUUUCUGCUGCCUUCA
Messenger RNA from Sphaeramia orbicularis (orbiculate cardinalfish), 5010 nucleotides. It is a transcript of the gene cand1, whose product is annotated as cullin-associated and neddylation-dissociated 1. NCBI's taxonomy places the organism in Eukaryota, Metazoa, Chordata, Actinopteri, Kurtiformes, Apogonidae. Gene Ontology annotation, biological process: SCF complex assembly. The record is from RefSeq and is a predicted model, not a curated record.